Molecule: messenger RNA, 3593 nt
Organism: Aquila chrysaetos chrysaetos
Lineage: Eukaryota; Metazoa; Chordata; Aves; Accipitriformes; Accipitridae
Gene: PEX7
Product: peroxisomal biogenesis factor 7
Exons: 10
Coding region: 42-1028 (328 amino acids)
Biological process (GO): protein import into peroxisome matrix
Cellular component (GO): peroxisomal matrix; cytosol
Molecular function (GO): protein binding
Source: RefSeq, a predicted model, not a curated record
GGCGGCUCCUCCGCGCCUCGGCCGAGGCCCCGGCGGGGGCCAUGGGCACGGCGGGCGGCGGCGGCGGCGCCCUGCGGCUGCCGGGGCUGCACGGCUACGCGGCGGAGUUCUCGCCCUACUGGCCGGGGCGCGUGGCCUGCGCCGCCGCGCAGUACUACGGCAUCGCAGGUUGUGGAACUCUGGCAGUGCUGGAACAAAAUGAAGCUGGCAUUGUUCUGCUCAGGAGUUUUGACUGGAAUGAUGGCCUGUUUGAUGUGACCUGGAGUGAGAAUAAUGAACAUGUGUUGAUCACUUCUAGUGGAGAUGGAUCUCUGCAAAUCUGGGAUACAGCUAAAACCAAAGGUCCGCUGCAAGUCUAUAAAGAGCACACUCAGGAGGCAUAUAGUGUUGACUGGAGCCAAACUAGAGGAGAGCAGCUAGUGGUGUCUGGUUCAUGGGAUCAAACAGCCAAGCUGUGGGAUCCAGCUGUGGGGAAGUCAUUAUGCACUUUUAAAGGCCACGAAGGGGUCAUUUACAGCACUAUAUGGUCUCCACACAUCCCAGGUUGUUUUGCAUCUGCCUCAGGUGACCAGACUUUAAGAGUUUGGGAUGUGAAAGCCCCAGGAGUCAAACUUGUGAUACCAGCCCACCAGGCUGAGAUCUUGAGCUGUGACUGGUGCAAAUAUGAUGAGAACUUGCUGGUAACUGGUGCAGUUGACUGUAGCUUGAAAGGCUGGGAUUUGCGGAACAUCCGGCAACCAGUGUUCAUCUUGCUUGGUCAUACCUAUGCUAUCAGAAGAGUAAAAUUUUCACCAUUCCAUGCAACUUUAUUGGCAUCUUGCUCCUAUGAUUUUACUGUGAGAUUCUGGGACUUUUCCAAGCCUAACCCUUUGCUGGAAACAGUCGAGCAUCAUACUGAAUUUACAUGUGGACUGGAUUUAAGUCUUCACAACCAUGGUCAGGUGGUGGACUGUGCUUGGGACGAACUAGUCAAGAUCUAUACUCCGUCAUGUCUAGCAGUUCCUGUUAGAGAAAAAGUGAAGAUCUGACACACCAGGAACCUCUCUUUCUUCCUCUACAACCAGACUUGUGCUGAAGUGUCAGCUGUGUCACUAAUCUUAGUGACUAAUCUUAGUCUCUUUAAGUAAAACUCUGCUUGAACGGAGUGUUGUGUGCUUAAGCAUGUGGAGAUUUUAGGGUUUGGUUUACAGUACAGGUAGUACUUGAGCCAGCAAAACGUUCAACAGCUACUGAGUGGCUGUAGCAGGUAUGAGCUGGUGUCUUCAGAGUAGAAUCACCAACACAAUAUUGUGACCUGUCUGGCUAAUGACGAGAGCAGAGGCCUGAAUCUUCUUGAUCCUUACAAAGAGUAAAAGUAACUGGCAGUGUAUUUUGAGAGAUUGUCACUGUAGAAAAGACAAGACAAAAGCGGCUUUUCACUGUAAUGUCAACUGAGGUUUGUACCACUUGAAUGCCUUUAUAUUUAUAUGUUUUGCUGUGACUCACAUUGCAUUAUUUUCUUGUUCAAUAUGACGAAUACUCCUGAUAGACAGUAAAUGCCAUAGUUUAUAGCCAGCUGAUUCAUUUGACCUUUUUGAUAGCCUCUUCACAAAGAUGGUAAAGAUUAUUUUCAUACAUUUUUUCUGUUAGAUCUCCUUGAGUAAAACAGUUGAUGAAGUCAUGCAGAAAGAUACUCUGAUGAUAGAGAAAACGCUUAGGAAAAAAUGAAAUACAUACAACAGUAAUUGGAUCGCAGUUCUCAAGAUUUAGAGAUAGGACAACCAUCUCUUCUAUCAGACUUGUCUUCUAUUUUCACUUAAAGUUUUUCCAAGAGAUAGAAAAGGAAUGUGGCCGUAUAUUCAGUGUUUCUGACAGCCUGACCAAAGUGAGAACUGAUGUCCAGACCAGUUGAACCUGCAUACAUGCAGAUUAACUGCAUGACAUAAGCAUAGCAGAUCCAGUGUGGCCAAGCUGUUAUACUUAAAAAAUAUGCGCAACGUUUUAUAGGUAUGUUGAGUACUUCACAUGCCCGCUUUCACUCCUCAGCCCACAUGCUGGUAUUUUCAUCUGAGUUUUUCUGGGGCAAGUAGAGAUGUUCAGUUUUUGUGCUUCUCUAGUCUCCUUUAAAUACUCUUUCAGGAUCCAACUGUGAUACUCCUGCAGUUCUCAUUGGUAUGUGUUAGGCUUCUCCCCUGGUUUCCUGCUCGCUUUUUUUUUUUUUUUUUUUUUUUAACCUUCUUAAAGCUGUCUCCCUUCUGCUGUUACCCCAUAUCAACAAUCUGUAUCAUAAAAAGACUCUUUACAAGUCAGGGUCUUUGCAGAUCUUUGGUCGGGUUUUCCUAGUCUCCUGCUAAUGAAUGCUGUACACUUCGGGGUUGCACCACUCAUAUAUCAAGCAAUAGCAGACACUGCCAGAUCUGUUGGAUGCUUUGAAGAAAUGAAAGAAAGAAUUCAGCAGACCUAAGAGCUGCAAGUUGCAAGGAAAGAAUGAUUGUGCUAUCUUGGAGAAAGAGCCAGGGAACUAGCAGGUAGCCACAGAGAGAUAAGCAUAUAUUGAUUUGGUGUUAGGGCAAGACAGAAAGAAACCAUCUUCUGCAACAUGAGAAUUUGGAUCCUGAUAGGAUCUUAUCUUUUUCUGAGUCAGUGCAAACUGACCCAGAAUGCCAUCUGCUCAAGCUGAAUUAAUAACAAAAAGUAGAUUUUCUUUUUUUGUGAUAGUGUUGCACCAAAUUCCAGAUGUUUACUGCACUUCAAUUCUGUGUGCUGAGGAAUGAUGCAACGAUAAAGCUGUGCUGCAUACAGCUUUCAGCAGUACCAUGGCCCAUGAAAUCUAAUUUUAGGCAUUAAAAUUGAUUAUUUCAACUUUAAUAGUUACUCUACUCUUCUGCUUUAUCACUGUUUUCUGCUUAGACUACAAGUUACUUGUCUGAGUGAGUGGAACAUUUUGGUGGUGGGUAUGUAUUUUAUAUGUGUAUUUCUGGGGGGAGGUAGAGGGGAGGAUAUUCCAGAAUGCAGCCCUAGCCUAACAGUUGGAAGGGGAAAUUUAGAAAACAUAGCACGGGGUGGGGAAGGAAUUCUGAACGUGCACACUCAACCCGUGCAUUAAACCUUUUAACUGCCUUCUCUCCCUUCAUGUCCUGGUUAGCUUCAGUGCUGAGGGUUGCUGCAUCCGGAUUUAAUUCUCUUGAAAAAUGAGCACAUCUGGAAGAUGCACAUAGUAAAUAAAAACUGUGGCCUUUAAUCUUCCUGCAUGAUCUUUGAAUGGAGAGAACGUGUAACAUUUCUGCACUGUAACAGAAAAACCAGUCUGGCAAUAGUUGUUGCUGAUUCUUAAGUCUCAGGGAAUGUUUGCUGUAAUUGUUUUAAAGAAAUACUUUUUAUUUUAUGACCAUAAAACUAGCUUCUGAUCUUUUUUCUUGUUUACUGAAACAGACCUUUAAUGACAAUAAUCUGAAAGAUGUAAUGUGUUCUACUUUUAAACUUGUUCCUGUGGAAGAUUUUGUUUUAUGGGAGCCCAUAGGUUUCUCCUUGAUUCAAGAAACAUAUUGAUUAAUCAUAUUCUAAAGGAGUGGAUUUGCUGUUCUAUAAUGCUAUUAAAUUAAUUGCACACAGUA